CGGUAAACGCUUUGAUUGACGUUGGGGAAGAAAAAGACACAAGAUCCGAUUACAAGAUGGCGGUCCAUGGCGGAUAGAAGAACGGCCGACAUAGCUAGUUGUUGUGUUUGUAACAGUGUAGUUGUAGUUAUUCGGCCUUACAUGCAGAAACGCUACUGUUUUAUGAUUUUAAGCCAUUUCUGAAGUCGAUAUACAUGUACUUGAACUAUUUGUCGGCAGUGUGGCUGGAACAUGCGGGUAGUUAUAAAGUUUGAAGCUUUGGGUUGAGAAAUACGAUUAAUUGAAAUUAGGGUGAAGCGGUGUCUGAGCUUGAUAAAACGAUGUCGGACACUCGGCGGCGUGUAAAAGUGUACACGCUGAAUGAAGACCGACAGUGGGACGACAGAGGAACGGGGCAUGUUUCGUCCACUUACGUCGAACGAUUGAGGGAAAUAUGCUUGUUAGUUCGGGCCGAGUCUGAUGGCUCGCUUCUCUUGGAGUCGAAAAUCAGUCCAAACACAGCAUAUCAGAAACAACAAGACACCUUGAUUGUUUGGUCAGAAGCAGAAAACUAUGAUCUUGCACUGAGUUUUCAAGAGAAAGCUGGCUGUGAUGAAAUCUGGGAAAAGAUUUGUCAGGUGCAGGGUAAGGAUCCGGCCGUCGAGAUCACCCAGGAUCCCAUCGAUGAGUCGGAAGAGGAGCGUGUGGAUGAGCUGCCGGAGACCAGUCAUCUGGUGGAGCUGCCCCCCUGUGAACUCGCCCGGCUAGAGGAAAUCGCUGACCUGGUGACCUCUGUGCUCUCCUCGCCCAUCCGCCGGGAGAAGUUGGCCCUGGCGCUCAUGAGCGAAGGCUAUAUCAAGAAGCUGUUGCAGCUCUUCAGGACUUGUGAGGACCUGGAGGACCUUGAGGGCCUGCAUCAUCUCUAUGAGAUUGUGCGCGGGGUGCUUUUCCUCAACAAGGCGGCCCUCUUCGAGGUGAUGUUCUCUGACGAUUGCAUCAUGGACGUUGUGGGGUGCCUGGAGUAUGACCCAGCCCUCGUUCAGCCCAAGAGGCACCGGGAGUUCCUCACCAAGACGGCGAAGUUCAAAGAAGUGGUCCCCAUCACAGACUCAGAGUUGCGGCAGAAGAUCCACCAGACGUAUCGUGUACAGUACAUCCAGGACAUCAUCCUCCCCACACCAUCCGUCUUUGAGGAGAACUUCCUCUCCACGCUCACCUCUUUCAUAUUCUUCAACAAAGUGGAGAUAGUUAGCAUGUUGCAGGAGAAUGAGAAACUCCUGACAGAGGUGUUCGCCCAACUAACAGAUGAGGCUACAGAGGACAACAAGAGGAGAGAACUGGUGAACUUCUUCAAAGAGUUCUGUGCUUUUUCACAAACGUUGCAGCCCCAGAACAGAGAUGCGUUUUUCAAGACCCUUGCAAAUCUAGGGAUUCUGCCUGCACUGGAAAUAGUGAUGGCCAUGGAUGACCUCCAGGUGAGGGCUGCAGCCACAGAUAUUUUGUCCUAUCUGGUGGAGUUCAGUCCUUCCAUGGUGCGGGAGUUUGUCAUGCAAGAGCCCCAGCAGGCAGAUGAUGAUGUGCUGCUGAUCAAUGUGGUGAUCAAGCAGAUGAUCUGUGACUCGGACCCAGAGCUGGGCGGAGCUGUGCAGCUGAUGGGGCUCCUAAGAACCCUCAUUGAUCCAGAGAACAUGCUGGCCCCCACCAAUGUAAGACUACAGGAGACUCAUACUGUCAAUUUCUGUGCAGCAUUUAUACAAGGGCUGGGCGAUAUGGACCAAACAUUUUAUCCCAAUAUUUUUAGGGUGAAUACAGAUACACU
Messenger RNA from Clupea harengus (Atlantic herring), 1798 nucleotides. It is a transcript of the gene ppp4r3b, whose product is annotated as serine/threonine-protein phosphatase 4 regulatory subunit 3-like. Gene Ontology annotation, biological process: DNA damage response; protein dephosphorylation. Gene Ontology annotation, cellular component: nucleoplasm; protein phosphatase 4 complex. NCBI's taxonomy places the organism in Eukaryota, Metazoa, Chordata, Actinopteri, Clupeiformes, Clupeidae. The record is from RefSeq and is a predicted model, not a curated record. The annotation marks the transcript as partial. The transcript is spliced from 8 exons. Gene Ontology annotation, molecular function: protein phosphatase activator activity.